This is a messenger RNA of Linum trigynum, 1011 nucleotides long. The record is from the annotation of a GenBank genome assembly. NCBI's taxonomy places the organism in Eukaryota, Viridiplantae, Streptophyta, Magnoliopsida, Malpighiales, Linaceae.
AUGGGGAUGGGUUCUCAAGAUGCAAUUGAUCAGCUCAGAGUUCUGAUGGAUCAAGUUGAUGAGCCAUUGAAGCGGAGUUACCAGAAUGUCCAUCAAGGAUAUGAAGUGGAAACUCUGGCGAGGUUCCUAAGAGCUCGAGAUUGGAAUGUUGCCAAAGCUCAUAAAAUGCUAGUUGACUGUCUGAACUGGAGAGUCCAGAAUGAGAUCGACAACAUAUUAGCGAAACCCAUUGUUCCAGCAGAUCACUACAGAGGAGUGCGUGAUUCGCAGCUUAUAGGAAUGUGUGGUUACUCAAGAGAGGGACUACCUGUAUAUGCUAUUGGUGCGGGACUCAGCACAUUUGACAAAGCAUCCGUUCACUACUAUGUUCAGUCGCACAUUCAGCUGAACGAGUAUCGGGAUCGUGUAAUCUUGCCAGCUGCAUCAAAGAAGCAUGGUCGACCCAUAACCACUUGUAUAAAGGUCUUAGAUAUGACUGGUUUGAAGCUUUCUGCACUGAACCAAAUAAAGUUAUUGACUGUCAUUUCAACCGUGGAUGACUUGAACUACCCUGAGAAGACAAACACCUAUUAUAUCGUAAAUGCCCCUUACAUAUUUUCAGCUUGUUGGAAGGUCGUGAAGCCUCUGCUGCAAGAAAGAACAAGGAAAAAAGUGCAGAUGUUGAAUGGUAAUGGGCGAGAUGAACUCCUAAAGAUAAUGGACAUCUCCUCCCUCCCACAUUUCUGCAAAAGGGAAGGCUCUGGAUCAUCUAAGAACAACUCGGAGAAAAGCUCCGAGAGCUGCUAUUCGUUGGACCAUCCAUUCCAUCAACAGCUCUACAACUACACCAAAGAGCAAGCGGCGAAGAAUACACCAACAGGACCAAUAAAGCAAGGAUCUUUCCAUGUCAGUGUUCCCGAGCCAGAGGCCGAAGUUAAAACCAUCCGAUCCGAGCUCCAGAAGUUCGAGAAGGGCAUCCCGAGAGGACUCUCCGGGUGCCUGGAUGACCUCAAAAUCAACAACUCAGAGUAG